AUGGCUCCGAACCGCAAAUAUGCCAAUUACCCCGGUGCCCGCGAGGCGCCGACGCAAGUAAAAACAGAGACCCAAAAGGAGGAUCAGAACCCCGUCCUCCGCGGCUGGCCUCUUGUGGCGGGUGCAACAGCACUCGCCAACUCCGGCGUCAUCCAGCGCUUCUUCUGGCGCAACGCCAAGUUUGGCUCCAUCAGAGACCUUCCCGGCCUCGUCGAUUAUAGAUACCGCUUUCAGCCCGAUGUACUCGUCCUCUCCGAGACAGGAUCCCACCCGGAACCCCUUGCGCUCACCAAGGACCUGACAACCCCGGCACCGCAAGACCAACCAGGCCGCUAUCUGUCCAGCGCAGAUUACCAAGCCCUCUACGCCUCAGGAGCCGUCACCCCGCUGGACGUGGUCCAGUCACUGUUGCCCCUGAUCCGGCGCGCAGAGGGUCACCCCCCACCCGAGACGGGACCCUACGCAAACGCCUGGGUGGCGUCCCACGGCCGCGAGGACCUCGCCAUCGACGCAGCCCGCGCCUCCACGGAGCGGUGGAAGCAAGGCAAAACCUUGGGACCCCUCGACGGCGUCCCCAUCGGUGUCAAGGAUGACUGCGACGUCAAGGGCUACGUCAGCCACAAUGGAAUGCAGUACCGCCCCGACCUGCCGUGGUUCAAGGCCGCCGACAAGACGAUAUGGCCUGUACAGCAGCUUGAGGCCGCUGGCGCCAUCGUCUUGGGCAAGAACGCCAUGCAUGAGCUGGGAGGAGAUACCAACGGUUGCAACCCCCGUUGGGGAACCCCCACAAACUGGCACAACAAAUCGUACUACCCCGGCGGUUCCUCCUCCGGAGCCGGCUCCGCCCUUGGCGCCGGCAUAGUCCCCAUCGCAAUCGGCACCGACGCCGGCGGCUCCAUCCGCAUCCCGAGUUCCUUCAACUCCGUCUACGGCCUGAAGCCCUCCCACCACCGCACAAUGGCAAUGAACUCGUCGGUCUGCGUAGUCGGGCCCCUCGCCGCCACCGUCGCCGACCUCACAAUCACCUACCGCCUCAUGUCCCGCCCCAACCCAGACGACCCCAUCCAAGGGCUCUACACCCCCUCCCCGGCACUCUCCCCCUCCUCCCCGAAACUCAUCGGCAUCGAUGAGGCGUGGUGGUCCCGCGCAGACCCGUCCGUCGCCAAAGUCUGCCGCCGCGCCGUGGACCACUUCAAAUCACAGGGAUACACCGUCGUUCCCAUCAAGAUCCCCUACCUCCGCGAGAUCCAGCUCAUGCACUCGGCCACCUGCGUCACCGAGAUGCAGGACCUCGCCCGCCACCGCCACCCGGACCCGGACCAGUGGCAGUCCAUAAUCAACCACGCCAACAAGAUCACAAUGUCCGUCGGCACGCAGACGCCCGCGGGCGACUACAUGAAGUACGCCCAGCUCCGCGACCUGCUGAUGAAGCACGUCGCCUGGCUCUACGAGCAGAACCCGGGCAUGCUCAUCGUCACGCCAACCACCCCUCUGCCCGGCUGGCCCCGCCAGCCCGGCGACGACGCGUACGGCGUCUCUGAUGCCAACACCACCAUUGCAAAUAUGAGCUACGUCUACGUCGCCAACGUGAGCGGGUGUCCCGCCGUCACGGCGCCUGUGGGCUACGUCGAUCCCGUACAGGGCGAAGGUAAGGUUCCCAUUGGGCUCAUGGCUAUGGCGGAGUGGGGUUGCGAGGAGCAGCUUCUCGGCUGGGCGAAGGAGGCCGAGACGUAUUUGAUCGCGGAGGGGCGGCAGAGGCCCGAGGGGUGGGUGGAUGUUGUCGAGGUUGCCAAGAAUGGCGGCCUCGAGGCGAAGAAGAACAUCUAA
Molecule: messenger RNA, 1827 nt
Organism: Colletotrichum abscissum
Lineage: Eukaryota; Fungi; Ascomycota; Sordariomycetes; Glomerellales; Glomerellaceae
Product: amidase
Exons: 5
Coding region: 1-1827 (608 amino acids)
Molecular function (GO): catalytic activity
Source: RefSeq, a predicted model, not a curated record